This is a messenger RNA of Dermacentor silvarum, 4584 nucleotides long. RefSeq names its product transmembrane protein 18 (gene Tmem18). Bases 116 to 601 code for a protein of 161 amino acids. The transcript is spliced from 4 exons. NCBI's taxonomy places the organism in Eukaryota, Metazoa, Arthropoda, Arachnida, Ixodida, Ixodidae. The record is from RefSeq and is a predicted model, not a curated record. Gene Ontology annotation, cellular component: nuclear membrane.
GAGAGUUCGGCAGCGCUGACUGCUUCGGUUGCGGCUGUUGUGGUGCUAGAAGGCUGCUGCUUGCUGCAAGUUGUGUGUGUGACAUGUGAUAAACCAUAUUCCGUGUGACACCUGCAUGGCCCAGGUUAGAGACCAUAGCCGGGUAGAGAGGUUCGCGGACAUGAUGGUCUCUCCCGGCGACACCCUGAACAUCGGCAGUGUCCUUUUCCAAGUGGACUGGACAGAACCAUGGCUGAUGGGCCUCGUAACCUUCCACAUUGUGACGCUCAGCCUGACGCUGCUCACUCGAGACCGGGGCAAUGUGCAGGCAGGCUUGUUUGUGACAGCACUGCUGCUGGUCUACUUCUCGGAGGCACUCAACGAGCUGGCCGCGCGGCAUUGGCGUGCCUUCUCGAGCCACCAGUACUUUGACAGCCAGGGCAUGUUCAUCUCGCUUGUGUUCUCCACGCCCCUGCUGCUCAACUGCAUCAUCAUGGUGGGUCAGUGGAUGUGGACGUCCGGGAACCUCAUGAUCCGAAUCAAGCAAGCCCAGCUCCGGGAAGAGAUCCGCCGGCAGCGGUCGGCCAACUCGAGCCAUUCCAAGGGGAGCAAGGGCGACUGAGUCCAGUCAGCACUGCCGGCUCGGGGCUACCCUGUGGUGCUCGGAAGAAACGGGGUGGUUGCCCAAACUGUUGCAUCACCGCACUCUUCUUGACCCCAGUCUUCUCGACCUGUCCCAUCUGUGUGUGACUGCAACGUGCUGCCUCGAACAAGCACACACGUAGUGCAUCAAAAGUGCAGGAAGUGUGACGGUCGUUGGAAUGGUGCUCACCGUUGCUGGUCACGGGAAGUCAAGUCGUGCUUUCAUGCUGGUGUCUUCUGCCAUGCGGCAUUCAGUGUAAUAUUGGGAACCACUUUUUGUUGGUUUGGUUUGUCAUCAUGGGAUUUCAUUCUUCCUGCUUUUUUACUCUCCUGCAAUCUUUUGAUGCAAUGCGCUUUGUCACAAAGAAAACUGCAGUUCCUUUUAUCUUUUGUCUUUAUCUGCUGUGGAUGUGCCGAGCGUCACAGUAGCGAAAAAAAAAAAAAAAGAGUAGCGCUGUCUGGCUGUUGGUUCUUGCCAUCUGCCUAGCAGAACUUAACUAAGCCACAAAUCUCGGUGACAGGCUGAUACGAUAAGUAGCCUUUUGCUUGCAUUCAACUCUUUGUUAUACUGGUAUUAAUGUAACGAAAGAGAGACAUUUUUUUUCUCGUCCCGUUGGUUUCCAGUCAAGUUUGAGAAAGUCGUGUCAUUCUGCAACUCUUGCCAAUUGAGCACCUGAACCACUUUCAGGCAGUGUUGUGAGCAUAGGACUGCAUAUCCUCGGCUAAGCUGAGGCUUUUAGUGUUAGCUCGUGAACGGGUAAUAAAAUUUAAUGUUGUCGGGAACCCAUUUUGUUGUAAAGUAGUAUUUAAAGGUUUGGCAGCCCAUGAAUACAUUAAAAGGUACCUGAACCAUCCUUUGAGUUUGGUGAAUACGUAUACACAUUCCGUGGGUGGAGCAUGGAAACAUCUCUGCCAAGUUUUUGUGUUUGUGUGUGUGCUCAUAAGUGGAAUUUGAAUUUAGCUCCCUCAGAAGGCUUGUUCUCAUCUUCUUUGGAACCACUGGCUGGCUGUGACCUGACAUUGCUGGCAGCAGCCCACAGCUGCCAGCCAUUGGGCAGAUGAAUUGCUUAGAUGACGCAGGUAUGGAACUAUACUGAAAGUUGUGCGCCGCACUUUGUUCUGAUAUCACAUUUGGCAUCUGUUUAAUUAAAUGAAACUGGCCAAAGUAAGGGAAAACAUUGUUUCGAAUUAUGUUGAAGAUGGCGCACUUCUGGAUGAAGACUCUCGUCUGCUCAAUCUUGCCUCCACCUGAACAAAACAUGAGCAGCACUCAUUAUUUGUGUGCUGACAUAUACAUAGGACGUCGUUAGUUUUGAGUACCAAUUUGUUCUACUCAAGUGCACACAGUCUCGUCGACCCUUCCAUGUUUCUCACAGGAAGAGGCACAGUUGACACGACCUUUGUGAAAGACGUCUUGAAAUGCACUCAUUAACCCUGGGUGCGAGCUGUGACCUCUUUAUUCUUGGAGUUGGUGGGAGCCAUACCUUAACAUAGCAGGAAUUCUUGGGUCUUGUGGGAACGCUUUAGCAAUGUUUCAGCGGCAGCUACCUGCAACGACUGGAGGUAUAGAACUGGCCAUCGACAUGCUGCAGAUAGAAAUAAAAGUUUAACGUAGGUGGCAUGGCUACUGGCAUCACCCCCACUGAGGGAGAUGGUUGAGUUGAGGAGGAAAAGGGCAUGUCAACUUUCUUCACUUAGAUCCUUUUGUUAAAUUCUUUCUGAAGUAUAUUCCUCAUCGGGCACUGCGCUAGUUCCAGGCUGAUCAGCACAUUUCAUGGAAGGGUGUUUGGAACAACAAUACCUUGAUCUGGGUGAGUUGGUUCACCUUGCUGACAGUGUUGUAACAGUGCAAAGGAUGAAGACGAAAAGGAGUGCAUACGACAGGCGGGUGCAGAAUUCAAGCUAGUGCUUAUUUCAAAAAUAAUAGCUGUCUUAAACACACUGCGUGGGGUGUCUGCCUUUUUGUCCUUUGCGCUGUUAGAACGCUGUCGGCAAUGUGUUUGGGCCCCCUAUGGACGACAAAAAGCUGUCUUAUCAUUUUGAAGAAUGCCUUAAUGAAAAUGAGAACACAGUUCUAUCUUUUUGAAACGCCUUUGCUGUGGACAGAGUGCACAAAUAGCUGCUGCAGUUCUCUGUGCUCUUCUGCUGUUAAUUAAAUCUUAAUUUCCCCAAUUGAUUGGCACCUGCACUGGGCUUUGAUUAAAGGGAAGAAAUGUUAGAAAGCCUCCAUUCCUUAUUUUCAAAUCUUGUGCAGAGGAGCACCUUUCUCUAAAGUCUGUAAAUGUCGAAGCUGUGCACAUUUCUGCAACGUGGCGGGCCACCAUAAAAGUCCCGCUGGGAGCAGCAUGCUCAGCUAACCUUCUGCUUCAAUCUUGAUGUGCCCAGCAUAUGAUGUGCACGAGGAUCAGUCCUGGAUGCUCAUUGCUUUGUGUUUGCAAUUGUGCUUCAGCGUUGUGUACGUGCAUUGCCAGCAGUGUGAUGCAGGAUAUGGGAUGAACUCUGGAGUGAUUCACUUCAGAGCAAUCCACAACCUUCCGGAAAGUGUGUAGGAGAGGACUGUGAUAUCUGACAUGCAGCCUAUGAGCGAGGGUGUUUGAGUUCUCAGAGACUGCAUGGGUGUGCAUGUGUGGCAAGUGGUGCUUAUUCCUUUACUUGUCAAGGAACUGUCUUGUUGUGUUCUAUUUCUGGGGUGAAUCGAUUUGUGUCCUGUCCAGCUGUCAUCAUGUGUGCUUCAUGUUCCCUGUCUUGGUGCAAGAGAGCUUAGCUGGCACCCAACUUGCUGAGCCUUGUGUAUCAACUGAUUUGGCUUCAUUCACUUGUGACCUGGUGUUGCACAGUGUUGCUGUUAUUUUAUUCGAAAGCAGUUAGCCAUCAUUUAAAAUUUGCUUGAACGCAUGAAAAAUUGUUAGGAGUUUGUUAAUUAUUCACUAUAGAAACUUUUAACGGGAAAAACAAUCAGGCAUGGUAAGCAAACACUUUUAAGGCUUCAAGCACGAAUUGUUGUAGCGAUGCCGAACAUUCAGGAAAGGCAGAUAUACUUGGACACUCAUCUAUGUUGGUAGCGACAACUUAAUGAAUACUUUUUGAGAAACACUUCAUUUUGUAAUUUAGAAUGUGCCAGAAGAUUUGUGUGAAAUAAUUUCCUUUGCAAUACAUAUUACAUAGUGCAAAUCACUUUUUCCAUUUAAGAUUCUGAUAAGCGAGGUUCAAAAUCUGCUAAAUAUUCUCAAGUCUGCUAAAAAUGCAAGAAAAAGCUUGUGUGAGGGUUGUUAAAAAUCUGCUAUUCACUAAAAGCUUGUCUUUGCCACUGAACUGGCCAUAACAAUCUAGAUUUAGUGGGAAAAUCCUUGUCUUUUAAAUGGAAUUUCGAGUUGCAAGACAAAAUGUGAUUGACAUGGGUGUCUUGUCUCGCGUAGGAUCAUUCCAGCUAGUCUUGGAACAGUGCUAGAUGUGUAGCCCCAUCUAGUGCAUGCUUUUCACAUUAGGAGCAUACAUGGUAGCGGUGCCUCUUCUAGCUAAUUUUAAGCUACGUUCGUGCUCACAUUCCCUGGUGCAGUCAGCGCAGCGUUGCUCUGUCCAGCUCGUUCGGUUGGUGUAACUUGCGCAAACACCGUUAGUUGUUGAGACCUGUAGCAUUAUUGCCUCAAGAACCCCGUUUCAACCGCGUGUCUAAUGUGCACGCUGUACUUUCCUCUAAUGGACUGCCUAUGUCGUGUGUUGAGGGCGUGAGUGACACAGUUUGUCUAGUUAAAUUAAUGCCCUCUUCUUCUGUAUUGUCCUUGCUGUCUAGCCUCUUGCUAUCGUCUUUGGCCAGUCUUGUAGCUGUGAUAUCAUGCAUAUGUAGAACAGCGUGCACAUGCUUCCUUGCUUCCUCUCUUGCGAAGCACUGAAGCAGCACUGUUUUUUUUUUUUUUUUUUUUUGUAGAGUGGAGGCCUUGCCUCAAAUAUAGAUAUUUUUUUGUG